GGGAGGCGCGCCUAGCUUGCGUCUCCUCCUCCUCCUCCCCUCCGAGCGCGCUCGGGUUGGGGUGUCUGGUACGAGAAGCGGGCAGAAGAGCAGCAGCAGCAGCAGCCGCCGCGGCCCCUUUCGCCUCUCCUUGCGGACCUGCGCUCGAUCGAGGAAGGCUCUGCUUCGGCUCCCGGCGAGAAGGAUCUCGCCAUGACCGCGUCCCUGAAGGAGAGGUUCGACAAGUUCCUGCACGAGAAGAACUGCUUGACGAAUGUCUUGGAGAAGAUCGAGAACAAGACGGGCGUGAGCCGGUCCUACCUCGCCGUCGCCAUUUUGGCUGUGCUGGCCAUCUAUCUGGUGAUUGGCUAUGGAGCAUCCCUCCUUUGCAAUCUGAUCGGGUUUGCCUAUCCUGCAUACAUCUCCAUCAAGGCUAUUGAAAGCCCUAAUAAAGAUGAUGACACACAGUGGCUGACCUACUGGGUGGUAUAUGGCAUCUUCAGCAUAGCAGAAUUUUUCUCUGACAUCUUUCUUUCCUGGUUCCCUUUCUACUACAUGAUGAAGUGUGGCUUUCUGAUAUGGUGCAUGGCUCCAAGUCCCUCAAAUGGAGCCGAGUUUCUUUAUAACAGAAUUAUUCGCCCAGUCUUCUUAAAGCAUGAGAGUAAAAUGGACAGUGUAGUCAAGGAUAUCAAAGACAAAGCUGCAGAGACGGCAGACACUUUUGCUAAAGAAGCUAAAAAAGCAACAAUAAACCUCCUGGGUGACGAAAAGAAGAGCACCUAAAACAGUUAACUGGAAGAUACAUUUCCUCAUCACUUCCCUUACAUGGCUUGAUUUUCCUGGGGACUGUGAUAUAGUAAUUGAAUAAUGUUGCCUUGUAAACAUUUUUUAAUUUUAUCAAAGGAAUGUGUUGUAAGAUUGCUUGCCUUUCUUUGCAGGUCUCUAUACUGAGAGUAAGCAUUUUUAUUUAAAACCAUCGGUGGCAUCUUAAGCUUGUACAGAUCAGUUUACUCAUCUCUUAAUCUGAAAAAGGACUUUAAUGUCUUAUCUUGCCAUUAACAUAAAUUUCAAAUAAAAUAUGCCAUAGGCUUUCACUAUUAA
Molecule: messenger RNA, 1080 nt
Organism: Pogona vitticeps (central bearded dragon)
Lineage: Eukaryota; Metazoa; Chordata; Lepidosauria; Squamata; Agamidae
Gene: REEP5
Product: receptor accessory protein 5
Source: RefSeq, a predicted model, not a curated record